AUGGACAUGCGUUCACUAAAGGGAAACUGUUACUGCAAGGUAUACGCUGCGACUACAUCCCCCUAUCUGGGCCCAGAACCAGAGACUUGGGAUUUCCAAAAGGUUCAGCAGUUCUUCCUCAUGUUACAUGUAAGCGACUUCUUCAUCCACCGAUCUUUCAUCAACAAGAUGCUUGAGCAGUUGGCUGAGCAAAUCAGCGCCCAUAGUAAGACGCUUGGUGGCCAACUUGCACACUUGACUUACUACCUGCACAGUCGCUCUAUAUAUCUGACCAAGAUGGGUUACAUCAUAGAGGAUAACGAGUACAAACUCAAAGGGCCGUGUGUUCACCCAUCACUCUUGGCCGGCGAAGCAAUUCUCGGCGAGAUGCCCAAGGGUUGGCGCCUAAGCUAUCCCAAACGUGGUGAAAAGCCUGUCCUUGAGGAUCCAGAUGGAAAGCGAUAUCAUAUAGACCCACGACUGGAUGAUAUCCCGAUCCCAGAGGAAUGGGAACUACGCUGGAGGGAUAAUGGUACCCCGUUCUGGUACAUUGCUACAGAAGAUCGAUGGACUAACUUUGAUCCAAGAGUCUCACUGGAAGGCCUUAGGAAGAGGGGGGUGAAAGCAAUUGACUAUGUACUGCGGUGA
Molecule: messenger RNA, 627 nt
Organism: Fusarium verticillioides 7600
Lineage: Eukaryota; Fungi; Ascomycota; Sordariomycetes; Hypocreales; Nectriaceae
Exons: 2
Coding region: 1-627 (208 amino acids)
Source: RefSeq, a predicted model, not a curated record